Eufriesea mexicana is the source of this 519-nucleotide messenger RNA. Its product is annotated as histidine-rich glycoprotein-like. The record is from RefSeq and is a predicted model, not a curated record. The annotation marks the transcript as partial. Lineage: Eukaryota; Metazoa; Arthropoda; Insecta; Hymenoptera; Apidae. The transcript has a single exon.
CACAAGCACGGCCACAAGGAGGAGCAUCACCACGGCCACCACGAGGACCAUCAUCAUCACCAUCACCAGGACCACAAGCAUCACCAUCACGAGGAGCACAAGCACGGCCACGAGCAUAAAGAAGAACACAAGCAUGGCCACGAUCACAAGCAUCACCACGACCACCACGAAGGACACCAUCACGAUGAGCAUCACAAACACCACGCGUCUCACGAGCACAAGCACGGCCACUCCCACGAGGAACAUCACAAACACUUCGACGACCAUCACCAUAAUCAUCACCACGACAGCAAUCACAAGCACGAGGAGGCCCACCAGCACUCCGCCUUCGAGCAGCACGGACACUACAAAGGCCUGGGCCAUUACUUCGACGCGUCGCAGAAUCACGAGGAGUACGUGUUCCCGGAGGAGAGCGAGACGGUGGUGGUGACGCCGCAAGUGGAGGACAUUCUGAAGAUCAAGAAGGAACCGGAAGCGGAGAAGACCACCGAGCAAACGACGACGGAGGAUCACGCGUAG